Molecule: messenger RNA, 1359 nt
Organism: Exophiala bonariae
Lineage: Eukaryota; Fungi; Ascomycota; Eurotiomycetes; Chaetothyriales; Herpotrichiellaceae
Exons: 2
Coding region: 1-1359 (452 amino acids)
Molecular function (GO): hydrolase activity
Source: RefSeq, a predicted model, not a curated record
AUGUGUCAGAAUCACGGAAUAGCCACGGCUCCCGGCGUCAAGGCAAAGUCACAGGAGCCAACACUGUCACAAGAGCUGAUCGACUCGAUCACCAAGUCCGUGUCGGAUGGCUUCGACGAGCAACUCGCCUUCACGCAGAAGCUGAUCCAAUUGGGCGGACAGCGGGGCGAGGAGGGCGAGAUCCAAGAAUUCAUGUUCAAGCAGUUCUCGGAUCGAGGCUAUAACCCGGUACAGUUCGACAUCGAUCCCGAGGCCAUCGCACAGCACGUGGGAGGUGGGAGAAUCAGCGCGACGCACUCAAAAGCUCCCAUCGUGGUCGGCGUGCACAAGCCAAAGCAGCAGGCUCCCAACGGGAAGAGUCUCAUCAUCAAUGGGCACGUCGAUGUCGUGCCGUUGGGACCGACAGACCUGUGGACCCUGGAUCCUUAUAGCGGGGUCAUCGAGGGCGAUAAGCUGUAUGGGCGCGGGGCUGGGGAUAUGCGUGCGGGAGUGGGUGUCUAUGUCAAGGCGCUCGAUGCUUUGACUCGGGUUGGAUUGCAGCCUGCGAGCGAAGUCAUUCUCGAGUCUGUGGUGGAAGAGGAGUCCACCGGCAACGGGACGCUGAUGACGCAUCUAAAGGGGUAUAAGGCGGACGCCGCGCUGAUUCCGGAGCCCGUGGGAGAAGAGUUGGUGCGGGCUAAUGUCGGCGUGUUAUGGUUUCAAGUCGAGGUCAGAGGAAAACCAGUGCAUGUGAGGGAGAUGGCCACCGGAACGAACGCGAUCGAUGCGAGUUGGAAAGUCAUUGAGGCAUUGAGAGAACUUGAGAAGGACUGGAACGCGAGAGAGAUCGGACGCGAGCUUUAUAUUGAGCAACAUAAAGAGCUGGAGCAUCCCCUGAACCUCAAUGUCGCCAUGAUGCAUGCUGGAGACUGGCAAUCCUCCGUACCUGCGUGGUGUCGCGUUGACUGCCGCAUAGCCAUCUACCCGGGCGUCAGUGCGAAAUCAGCCGCCGACGAGAUCGAGGCCAAGGUGGCCGAAGUGACCGAGGCCAACGACUUUCUCAAAAAGACACCCCCAAAAGUCACCUGGAACGGCUUCUACGCUGAAGGUUACGUGCUCGAACCGGGUAGCGACGCCGAAAGUGUUCUUCAGAAAGCCCAUCAGCAAGCGACGGGUGAGACGCUCAGGUCGGCCUUCUCGGGUGCUUACCUCGAUUCCCGGGUACAUUCUCUGUAUGAUAAGAUUCCGGCCUUGUGUUAUGGUCCUUUGGCUGGAAAUAUUCACGGCUUUGAUGAAUGGGUCAGUGUGAAGAGUAUCAAGAACGUCACUAUUGCUGUAGCGCUAUUUAUUGCCGAAUGGUGCGGUGUGGAGAAGAUUUAA